Messenger RNA from Scomber scombrus (Atlantic mackerel), 1468 nucleotides. RefSeq names its product chromosome 6 C15orf40 homolog (gene c6h15orf40). The record is from RefSeq and is a predicted model, not a curated record. The transcript is spliced from 4 exons. Bases 28 to 516 code for a protein of 162 amino acids. Gene Ontology annotation, cellular component: cytoplasm. NCBI's taxonomy places the organism in Eukaryota, Metazoa, Chordata, Actinopteri, Scombriformes, Scombridae.
GAUAGAAAGCUAGCAGGCAGCAGGUAGAUGUUUACACGGUCAUGUUUGACUACAGCUGGUGUUUUUAUAAGAUCACUGAGGUUUAUACCACCGGUAGAAGUUAUACCAUCACCCUGUGUCUCUGAUAUCUGCAGACGUUACCAUAGAAACACUAAAAUGCCCCAAAAGGCGAAAAAUACGAAGAAGCCGCCGGCUGCAGCAGAGGCAGAGGCGUCCGGUCCGGUGACUCGGGACAAAAGCGGCGCUGUUACCAUCACGGUGCACGCAAAGCCUGGCUCCAAACACAGCGGCAUCACAGAAGUUUCUACAGAGUCGGUGGGAGUCGCCAUCGCAGCGCCUCCUACAGACGGGGAGGCCAACACUGAGCUUAUCCGUUACCUGGCUGAAGUUCUGGGCCUGAAGAAAAGUCACAUAUCUCUGGACAAGGGCUCCAGGUCCAGAGACAAACUCAUCAGUGUGGACUCCAGUCUCAGCCCAGAGGAGGUGCUGAGGAGACUCAGAGAGGCUGCAAGCUGACAGAAAGAGGAGGAGGAGGAGGACAGAGGAUGGAAGAUCCCAUCAUGUUCAUUUCACUGAAAACAUGCAGACUAAAUAAUAAUAAUGUUGUUUUUUGUGAAUAUUAAAAUUUAAAUGAACUGCGGCCCAGUGGGAUGCUUGAAGAAGAUUAGCAUCACCACGGAAACGGACUGAUCCACCAACCAAUCAUCAGAAAGCAGGAGGCGUUUCCAAGCAGCAAAGCAGAAAACUCGACUCAGUCAAGACAGACUUUAAAAACUGUGAACUUGUCCUUUAAAAGUGAUGGGAUUUAAUAUACCUUACUGAACAAAAUAAUAAUGAUUAAAGCAGUUAGACGACUUAUCUUCUGACUAUUUUAUCAUUUUAAGUCAUCCAUACAAAUCCAAUACCAAAAUUAUUAUAUUGAUUCAUUGCUUCAGUGCUCCUGAAACCACCUGGAGCUCCAAGAGAGACAUAGACUGAACAUGAUGUUUACAUAUUAGGAGUGUCUGAAGCGGGGGUUUUUUUUUCAUGCCUGUUAUAAUAAACUGAAUAUGAUCUGUGUGAUUGACAUUUCAUAUCAUCUGCAACAGUUUAGGAGAAGCUAAACUUAAAUCGGUAGGAGACCCCGGGGAAGACCCAGGACACACUGGAGACACUAUGUCUCUCAGCUGGCCUGGGAACGCCUCGGGAUCCCUCAGGAAGAGCUGGACGAAGUGGCUGGGGAGAGGGAAGUCUGGGCUUCCCUGCUUAGGAAGCUGCCCCCGCGACCCGACCCCGACCCCGGAUAAGCGGCAGAAGAUGGAUGGAUGGAAAUUUAAAUCCUACAAGACUGACAGAAUUUUUAGAUGCUUUUGUUAAAAAAAUAAACACCUCACUUACCUCCUUUUUUUCUUCUUUUCUUCUUACUAAAAGGCUGUUUGGUUCACCCUCUGUGACCCCCUAAUUGUCUUGAUUAAGUUCACCUGGUCCA